Molecule: messenger RNA, 2770 nt
Organism: Periconia digitata
Lineage: Eukaryota; Fungi; Ascomycota; Dothideomycetes; Pleosporales; Periconiaceae
Source: the annotation of a GenBank genome assembly
CUCCUUAACACGUCAGUUGACGAGAUAGUACCUUGUUUCCAUCUUUCGAGCACUAUCUACGCUCCCAAACACCUGCGCCUGCUCUCCGCAGCCCGUUGCGACGUUGCACUCGCGUCUCCGGCCUGUGCGCUCUCUCCAGAGACCAUCCGAGCUUCGCUUCUCCCUCCCUCGCUCGUUGCGGCCAACUAUCCACUAUCCCCAGCUCCAUCCCCUCCGAACCAACGGCGCAUGAGAUAUCCCCAGAACGCUUGCUCAACCAAACUUCCUCAAAUACAAGAACUGCGCCAUGGCAUGGCAGUCGCCGUCAGCCAUGAACGCAGGCGGCGCGGUGGGCGGAGGAGACGGAAGUGCGCCACAGGGGACCGAAUACACGCUACAGGGUGUUAUGCGAUUUCUACAGCUGGAAUGGCACAAUCACGAACGAGCAAGGAAUGCUUGGGAUAUUGAACGUGCGGAAAUGAAGGCAAAGCUCGCAAAGCGAGAGGGCGAACUCAGAAGUGCGAAGAGACUGAACGACCAACUAAACAAGCAUAUCCGCAUGUUGGAACAGGCAUUGAUGAACGAGCGGGCAAAAAGCAAAGCCGGUUCGACAGGGGUCGAGGCCCAAACCGCAGCCGAAGACAAGAAGGAGAAAGGCAAGACCGCCCCUCGUGCCCCGAACAAACCUCACAACUCUUUCCUCGACGUUGACCCCGAGCUGUCCGAACGGGCUGAAGCCGAACGGGAUAGCCUCAAAGAGAAAUCGAAAUUAUAUCUCACGAAAUGCGUCGAAGAAAUCACAUACCUAUUGACGCCACCUGCUCAGCCUGCUCCACAACCAGCUAUGCAUAUUGGAAAUGGUUCCGGAUUCAUGAAUCAUAGAGACGCUUCUAUGGAGGAACUGUAUAUGCAUCAACACCGACAAAAACUGCAACCCCAAUUACCGACACUCCCAAACAACCACCCGCCGCCAAACAUGCAAACAAACGCCGAGCUCCAAAAUUUUGCCCAACAAGCACAGCAAUUCCAUCAAGCCCCGCAGAUGGCUCGGGAGCCUUCUGGUCACGCUCCUCUGCAGCAUACCGGCCCGGGGUCUGAAUUCUUUGGGCAGCAGCAACAGCAAGGACAGCAGCAACAACAACAGACACAGCCGUCACAGAGCUUCUCCUCGGUGCCUGAAGAGCAAGUAGAGAAGGUCACCCAUACCUUUGAUAAUCAUGGGCGUCAGAUACCAAACGUGGAAGAGAAAAAGUCGGGGAAUGUACCAGCGGCAGAGGAAGAUUCCGAAAGCUGGAAUUUCGAGGAGCCAAUAACGGAUAUACCCCAAGAAAUUCCCGCAUCGCGCAGACCUGACACCGAAGCAUUCCCGAGCGCCAACAAUAUCCCGUCAAAGUCCCCUCCUCGACAUGGCAAGCGUAAAACCAGUUUGGAUCUCAAUCGGAGGCGAUCGAGCCAAGGAGAAACUCGCGAGGCAACUGGUCAAAGCACUCGUUCCGACUCGCCAAACUUUAAGGUGAGGUUCGCUCUGCGAGGUCAUCUCGAUGUGGUCCGCUCCGUGAUCUUUACCGGGGGUGGAAGUCCUACGGAACCGGAAAUUUGCACUGCAGGUGAUGAUGGCAUGAUCAAAAGAUGGAUAAUUCCCGCAAGCUACGCAAAUCAGCAUAGUAUGAGCAAUGAUCUGGACAUCUCACCGUACUGGUCUCAUCGCGGCCACGAUGGUGUGGUGACUUCUCUUGCUGCAUGCCCUUCAUCUGCCUCGUUUGCCACUGGCGGUAGGGUAUCUGGCGAUGGGUGGAUAUUCUCUGGUGGGCAGGACGCCACUGUUCGUGUUUGGGAAAGAGGGCGGGUCGAUCCCAAAGCUACCCUCGACGGGCAUACCGAUGCUGUCUGGACAGUUUGUGUACUCCCCGCCACGUGCGCUUCCGUCUUUGGAUCCGAUUGUGGAAAUUAUGGUGGUCCAGAUCGUGUUUUACUAGCAUCUGGAUCCGCGGACGGUACUAUCAAGAUAUGGGCCGUAAGUGCGCCCCCGCAACUUGUGUCACCAUCAGUGGGAUCACGACGUGGUGUUGGUGGGAGCAGAAGACAUUCGGUUACAUCGGGAUCAAACUACCCGUCUUCACCACAACCCAGCGUCGCUACCACCACUCCAUUCCACUACAUGCUCGUACACACCAUCCAUCGAGCCACCCAUUCCUCACCCACUUGCAUAAGCCCUCUUUCUCCUAAUGGCGAGAGCUUUGUGGCUUCGUUUUCUGAUGCUUCCAUUCUCGUUUUUGACACAAGGACCGGCGAAGAAUUGAUAGGUAUGGCGAGCGCUGAAACGUACGAUGGAACGCCUGCCACUGGGGUGACAUCUGUGAUCACCACUUCUCAAAGUAUCGAGGGAGCGACUUCGCAAGAAUCUGGUCGGGGAUCUGAUGAGGAGGGUGCUGUCCAUGGCCCAACGGGUUCAAACAGUGGAGGCGGUGUUGAAGGCGUUAUCAUUAGCGGUCAUGAAGAUCAGCUCAUUCGAUUCUACGACGCAAACUCCGGUCAAUGCACAUAUAGCAUGCUCGCUCAUCCGUCGGCCAUAUCUUCACUAUCAAUCAGCAAAGACGGCCGUGAAGCCGUCUCAGCUGGUCAUGACGCCUCCAUCCGAUUCUGGUCUCUCGACAAACGUAUAUGUACACAGGAAAUCACAGCGCACCGUAUCAUGCGUGGCGAAGGCGUCUGCAGCGUUGUUUGGAGUCAAGAUGGCCGGUUGGUAGUAUCUGCGGGCGGCGAUGGCGUUGUCAAAGUCUUUGCACGAUGA